Messenger RNA from Gadus morhua (Atlantic cod), 3602 nucleotides. It is a transcript of the gene ngb, whose product is annotated as neuroglobin. The transcript is spliced from 5 exons. Bases 460 to 939 code for a protein of 159 amino acids. Lineage: Eukaryota; Metazoa; Chordata; Actinopteri; Gadiformes; Gadidae. Gene Ontology annotation, molecular function: oxygen binding; heme binding. The record is from RefSeq and is a predicted model, not a curated record.
GUGAGACAGAGUGAAAGAGAGAGACCGAGGGAGAGUGAGAGAGGGAAAGAGAGAGAGAGCGAUGGAGGGAGAGUGAGAGAGCGAAAGAGAGCAAUGAGAGAGAGAGCGAGAAUGAGAGCGAGGAGAGAGAGAGAGCGAGAGAGAUAGCAGUCAGUGUGACAGAUAAGAGCGUGGCGGUGAAACUCUCUUUUUCCAUCUCUCUCUCUUUUUCCUUCACUCUCUCUGCCUCUCUCUCUCUCGCUGACUGCACUGUGGACGGAAGGGGGAUAGAGAGACGCAAGUGCACACUAAGGUGUCAGGCAGAGACGCUCCUCAGACUCAAACAAACAGACGCACACUCGCUCAGUCCCACACACACUGACGCACGCACACAUCCAAGGAUCCCACAGCCCCGGCCGGACCCGCCAGAGGUGAACAGAGAAGAAGAGAGGGACGAGAGGGAGAUCUAACUCAGGCAGGAUGGAGCUGUUGACGGAGAAAGAAAAGGAGAUGAUACGGGAUAGCUGGGAGAGCCUGGGCAGGAACAAAGUUCCUCACGGAAUGGUGAUGUUCUCCAGGCUGUUUGAGCUGGAGCCGGCCCUACUUGGGCUCUUCCAAUACAACACAAGCUGCGGCUCCACACAGGACUGCCUGGCCAGCCCCGAGUUCCUGGACCAUGUCACCAAGGUGAUGCUGGUGGUGGACGCGGCAGUCAGCCACCUGGACGACCUGCUGUCCCUGGAGGACUUCCUGCUGAACCUGGGGAGGAAGCACCAGGCGGUGGGAGUGGACACCCAGUCUUUCGCCGUGGUGGGGGAGUCCCUGCUCUACAUGCUGCAGUGCGCCCUGGGUGAGACCUACACGGCCCCGCUGCGCCAGGCCUGGCUCAACAUGUACAGCGUGGUGGUGUCCGCCAUGAGCCGCGGCUGGGCCCAGAACGGCGAGCACAAGGCUGACUGACGCCGCCCGCGGUCCCACACACAGGAGGUCGUCGUUGCUUCGAUCACCCUCCCCCCACCCAACCCGGGGUUGUCAUCAUAAUGCGGUACUUGUGUAACGGUUUUCAGUCGCUCCCUCAGAGUACAGGGUGCCAGCGUGGUGGUGGUGGUGGUGGUGGCGGUAGUGGGAGUGGAUGUAUAGUGUAGGCACACUUGAUGAUGUGCUACCGCGGUCAGAUCACAUGAAAGGGGGCACGCUGAGUUCUCUUUGGUAGAGGGGUUGGCGUUGUAGCUGCCGUACGAUGAUGCAUUCAUGCCAGAAAAAGGGGUUCUUCUAUAAAACCUGAGGCCCUCGUUAUCGGGCGAAAGAUGUGGAGAGUAGCCUUUGCAGGGUGAAGAAAUGCUUUGUAAAUAUUGGUGUUGAUAUAUCUACUCAAAUAAUAACGACUGUGGUGAUCUUUCGUGAUUAUUCUUAGCAAAAUGUGAAACCCUGGAUGUUAUAACUUAGGCAUCACGUGGUGUUUAAGCUGUGAUGAUUACUGUGACCCAAACAGGCGUUUCUAGGUCCUCUUUGGAUACAGGCCCGCAUUAUAGGAAAAAGGUUGGGUUGGAAAUAACACCUGUUUAUUGUUACCUCACUCUGAUUAACGAUGGAUCAUACAGAUAUACAUCAUACCUCCUGUUUUUUUGCGUACAACUUUGCUAGAUGACUUUACAGUGACUGUUAAUCUAUUGACAAUAGAAAACUUUUGAAUUGUUUUGGGCGAGAACUGUUAUACUUUGAUUACUUGGGGAUAUUUGACCAUUAUUACGCCACUGUUGUGCGCACCUUCUGAUUUUCAAGUGUUCACCAGGCCUGAGCUGUUGGAACUGUUGACUGCUGACUGUUCGCUAAAAGACUGUUAUUACCAUUUACUUUAAAGUUUGAAUAAGCCAAACAAUGAACAUCUCCGCUUGAAGCCAUGUAAAAACAGCAGCUAAUUGGCUCUUUGUUUUAGGAUUUUACUCCUGGUCAACGUGAAGUGGUUUGCCUGGGACAAAGAAAUGUUGUCCAUGUGAAGUACUUAAUCCGUCAGAAAAAGCCAGCGGUACCUCGUCUUUAGUUGUGGGGAACAGAUAUCUAUAUCUAUUUUUUCUAGAGUUAUGUAUUUUAUGUUUCUUUGAUUAUGUCAAGGACGACCGUACUACUAACUUUGCUCUCCCUUUAUUGAUAGAGGAGACGUCAUACAUAUAUAUAUAUAAAUAUAGAAAUAUAUUGUUUGCUGAGAUCGUACAUUAUGUGUUGCUGCUAUAAAACUGUGUUUAAGAUUCUGAAUCACUCAUAAUGCCAAAAUAAGUAGUUUAAGCAACAAUAUGCCAAGUAUUUGUAUAUAAAAAUACAACUGUAUAUCCAAGCUGCUGAUAUGGAGAUAUUGUUUCUUUUAAUUUCUAUGUUUACAUUCACAAAGUUUAUUUUUGUAUUCUGAUCUGUGUGUUUUUUAGUAUGGCGACUACUUGGUUUACCAAAACUCACACACUCCCUGUUUGUUGCUGUUGUUUUUACUUUUGUCUUACUGGUAAAUGGACCGAUGUGGAGCAAUAAGGAUUUAGAUUAUUUUAUUUUCAUUCAUUAAUUUAGUAAUUAAUUUAGCUUUCUUCAAGGUAGCAAAGGCAUAAAAAAAUCCCCUUUGACACUGGAAGGAGCUGUUAGCAAUCUUCGUUCAGGCUAACUUCCUAUCCUUUUUUGCCGUUAGAACUCCCUUCCCUCCUCCCUCCGUCACCAUAAAUGUGGGUCUGGUGUGGCUCUCCUUCUCUUUACUUCUGCCUUUAUUUUUUGCUUGGCGUGGUCAUCAGUGUAAGCCGUUUCUUGAGAGCGCUAGCAUCGGUACCUUCGCCUGUUCUGCCAUUGUCAGUCAACACUGAAAUCGCGCUGCCCACCCUUUAGGGAGCCCUGCCUCUUUGCGGGGUUCUCACUCCUGAUUGGAUAGAGUUGGAAGGGAAUUCCAGAACAUUUAUUUUCUGUUUACUCUAGAGAGGAGGGCCUGAGAGGCCCAUGUGACUGAUAUGGGUCCAUAGGCUGUUAUCAGUGAUCAGUGAUGAAUAUAGAGCUAUUUAACACUUAUUUUAACAAAUAGAUAUUGCUUACAGCGCCUUUGAUAUUGGUUAAUUUUUGUAUUUGUAUUGUAUUUUCCAUUUGCUAUUUUAGUGUGUGACUCAAAGAUUUUAUACCAUAAACAGUGGUUGAACUGUUCCAGCUAACUAUGAUAUAUUUUCACUGUGUGUGUGUAGGUGGUGUGUUUAAAGUCUUGGUUACAGUAAUUUGUCCUAUGCAGAUGGUUGUUGUUUUGCGUAAACUAUUUACGAUGAACUUGGUGUAGGUUUUUUCUUUUGGCAGCUGUGUUCACCAACUGCAAGUUUGUUUGAAAAUUCUAAAGCGUCCAAGCGUGUUUCUUGGAUGUGUCGACGUCUACCUCAUCUUUCCUGCCGCGACUGAAGCCACGCAUUAACAUUUGAACCAAAAGAAUGACCUCCCAUUGGACAGCUACGACGCAAAUCACACAUCCCUCAAGCCCAUCAGCCUGUACAUCGGAUCCAACUCUUAAAUACAAGUUGAAUACAACUCUCCAAUGCUAUUGUGUGUAUGUGUGAGUCUGUCUGUGUGUGUGUGUGGGUGUUGCUGAGAUUAAAAUAAAAGUAAACAUCUGU